UCCACAGCAGCUCUAUUCGUCUUCCUGCAACAGCAACCUCAGCACUUACUCACUAUGAAAUUGACCACGCUGCUUACCGGUUCCCUCUGUCUGGUGCCUGUCGUAUUGGCGGAUACGUACAAGAUUACAUAUAAUACCUUUUAUGACAACGCAGACACUUCCCUCAACGACACCGCCUGCUCUAACGGUGCAAAUGGCCUCAUCACUAGGGGGUACACCACGCUGGGAUCCCUGCCCAUUUUCCCUUAUAUCGGAGGGUCCUUCGCGGUUCCGCACUGGAACUCCACUGGUUGCGGAACAUGCUGGCACCUGAGCUACAACGGAAUCAGCAUCGACGUCACUGCUGUCGACACGGCGGGGGUGGGCUUCGACAUAUCACUCGACGCUUUCAAUUUCUUCACACAAGGGCAAGGUGAAGCGGCCGGCUUCGUCUUCGCCAAUGCCACUCAGGUGGAUGCAUCGCUUUGCGGUUUAUAAUUUGGACUGUAUCAUUCGAGGUCCGAGGAUGAGCAAGUUGCCAAGUGAUAUGUCUGUGUGGCGAGCUGGACUGGACUUUGGACUAUGGGAAUGUAGGAAUAGUAAAACAGCACUUCAUCG
Messenger RNA from Postia placenta MAD-698-R-SB12, 597 nucleotides. RefSeq lists its product as hypothetical. The transcript has 3 exons. The record is from RefSeq and is a predicted model, not a curated record. Lineage: Eukaryota; Fungi; Basidiomycota; Agaricomycetes; Polyporales; Adustoporiaceae. The coding region runs from base 55 to 477 and encodes 140 amino acids.